Limulus polyphemus (Atlantic horseshoe crab) is the source of this 376-nucleotide messenger RNA. RefSeq names its product probable 39S ribosomal protein L23, mitochondrial (gene mRpL23). Gene Ontology annotation, cellular component: ribosome; mitochondrial large ribosomal subunit. Gene Ontology annotation, molecular function: structural constituent of ribosome. The transcript is spliced from 4 exons. Lineage: Eukaryota; Metazoa; Arthropoda; Merostomata; Xiphosura; Limulidae. Bases 77 to 376 code for a protein of 99 amino acids. Gene Ontology annotation, biological process: mitochondrial translation. The record is from RefSeq and is a predicted model, not a curated record.
UCUACUGCUCAGUGUAAAUUAACUAACUAGAAAUUUGUAUCGUUGUUUUACCUUGAAUAAUUAAAGAAUAUUUGAAAUGUCGACACGACUAUAUCCUCUUUUUGUUAAGGGAAAUCCACAACUGCGAAUAUUUCUACCUAACUUUUGGAUGAAACUUGUCAAACCUAAAUAUCCUAUCCAACCAAACAAUGUUCAUUUUAUUGUAUCUAUGGAAAUGACAAAACAUGAUGUGAAAAACUAUUUAGAAAAAAUUUACAACAUUCCAGUAGUGAAUGUUGUUACAAAGGUUCACACAGGGGAAAUACGCAAGGAAAAAUUAAAAGGAUACCUAGUGAAAGAUGAAGAUUACAGAAUGGCUUUUGUUACACUGGUAUGA